This is a messenger RNA of Oncorhynchus tshawytscha (Chinook salmon), 5986 nucleotides long. Its product is annotated as astrotactin-1. Lineage: Eukaryota; Metazoa; Chordata; Actinopteri; Salmoniformes; Salmonidae. The record is from RefSeq and is a predicted model, not a curated record. Gene Ontology annotation, biological process: neuron cell-cell adhesion; neuron migration. The transcript has 23 exons. The coding region runs from base 276 to 4217 and encodes 1313 amino acids. Gene Ontology annotation, molecular function: protein binding.
GGUCAGUAGUGCUGCGCUUAUUUUUCUUCCCAGCAAUCACACUCCUAAACUGCAUUGAAAUGAUCACAAAUAAUCUUUAACCAUGUGACAGAGCAUAUGGGGAUUUAUGCGAAAUAAGAGGCGUUUAUUUUCUGCAGGCAACAAUCCGGAAAUGUGUGCUUUGCAAGCGCAUCCCCCUUGCUCUUCUUCCUCCUGCAUGCAGCCGUAUUGAAGUGAAGCUGGUUUGAACAGAGACGAGAGGGAGAUACGAAGCAGCGGUGAUUUCAAGCAUUAGGAUGGGUCUGAGAUUGCUUUUCUCGCUCGCAUGGAUUCUUGCCUUCAAAGCUGCUAAUAUUCAAGGUUUGAAUACCGACGAGGACCAUUCCCAAGAUUUGGAAUGCAAAAUGAAAAGCGUCACCGUGUCUGCGCUGCCGUUUUUGAGAGAAAACGACCUGAGCAUCAUGCAUAGUCCGUCGGCCUCCGAGCCCAAGCUUCUGUUCUCCGUCAGAAAUGAUUUUCCGGGGGAAAUAGUCGUCGUGGACGAUCUAGAAAACACCGAACUACCCUUUUUCGUCCUAGAGAUCACAGGAAACUCUGAGGACAUUCCUCUGGUGCGAUGGCGGCAGCAGUGGAUGGAGAAUGGCACACUGCUCUUUCACAUCCAUCACCAAGAUGGCAGCCAGAACCUCCCCGGCCUGUCCGCCACAGACUACCCUGCCAGCGACUCUGCCGAGGAAGAGUUACGCAUCCUUCACAUCUCUGUCAUGGGAGGCAUGAUCGCCUUGCUGCUGUCCAUUUUGUGCCUGGUCCUCAUCCUCUACACGCGCAGGCGAUGGUGCAAACGCCGCCGUGUGCCCCAGCCCCAGAAGAGCGCCAGCGCCGAGGCAGCCAAUGAGAUUCACUACAUCCCUUCGGUGCUGAUGGGAGGCCAGGCCAGGGAGAGCCUGAGAAACUCCAGGGGCCAGGGUCACAAUUCCAGUGGCACGCUCAGCAUCCGAGAGACACCCAUCCUGGACGGAUACGAGUAUGACAUCACUGACCUGAGACACCACCUGCAGAGAGAGUGCAUGAACGGAGGAGAGGACUUUGCCAGCCAGGUUACACGCACCCUGGACUCCCUUCAGGGCUGCAAUGACAAGGCCAGCAUGGACCUCACACCUGGGGAGUGGAGUGACAAUACAAAGUUGUCCCUAAUGAACAAGUACAAGGACAACAUCAUAGCCACCAGCCCCAUUGACAGCAAUCACCUGCAGCAGAACACUCUCCUCCCCCACAACACCUCCACCAGUCAACGCAAACAACGUCUGUCCAGCAAAACCCGAGCGGGUUCAACCUUCUUAAACCCGGACGGGGACUCGGGCACGGAGGCCGACAGUGAACCUCAGCUGACCUUUUACACUGACCCCAAUCGCAGCAGGCGCCGCAGCCGAGGUAUGAGAAAUGGUAACGCCAACAGCGCGUGGGGCUCAGGGGCAGGUUCCCCACGAAGCCCCAUCAAUAAGACCACCCUGACUUUGAUCAGCGUUGUCAGCUGUGUGAUCGGCCUGGUGUACUCCUCACACCUCUCCUGUGGCCUCAACGUCCGGGUCAUCCUCCAUGUGCCUGAGCACCUCAUCGCAGACGGGUCCAAGUUCAUUUUGCUGCAGGGCAGUCAACUGGAUGCAUCUGACUGGCUGAACCCGGCCCAGGUGUUGCUAUACUACCAGCAGAAUGCCAGCGGGCCUUGGAUCAAUGAGCUGUGUGGCCGCCGCAUUCUGGACCCCUGUGAACACCAGUGUGAUCCAGAGACAGGUGACUGUCUAUGCUUAGAUGGCUACAUGAAGGACCCUGUCCAUAAGCAUCUCUGUAUUCGUAACGAGUGGGGUCCAAAUCAAGGACCCUGGCCUUACACUAUUUUCCAGCGUGGUUUUGAUCUGGUGAUGGGAGAACAACCAUCUGAUCGCAUUUUCAGGUUCACAUACACAUUGGGGGAAGGGAUGUGGUUACCAUUGAGUAAAAGCUUUGUCAUUCCACCUGCUGAGCUGGCAAUCAACCCAUCAGCCAAGUGCAAGACUGAUAUGACUGUCAUGGAAGAUGCUGUGGAUGUGAGAGAAGAGCUGAUGAUCUCCUCAUCGUUUGACAGUCUGGAGGUUUUACUGGACUCGUUUGGCCCGGUGCGUGACUGCUCAAAGGACAACGGUGGUUGUAGCCGAAACUUCCGCUGCAUCUCUGACCGCAAGCUUGAUUCCAGUGGAUGUGUGUGCCCUCCGGGACUGAGCCCUAUGAAGGAUGGCACGGGCUGUUACGACCACCACAUUGGCAUCGAUUGCUCUGAUGGCUUCAACGGAGGCUGUGAACAACUGUGCCUCCAACAGCUCGCCCCCCUGGAGGAUGACCCCACCCUCUACAACAUACAGAUGUUCUGCGGCUGUAUUGAGGAUUACAAGAGAGGUCAAGAUGGUCGUUCCUGCCAGCCCUUGUCUGAAGCCUGUACUGAGGGACUGGACUGUGGGGAAACAGCUGACAUCCCAGCCAACCAAACCGUUUUCGGGGACCUCUUCUAUGGCUACAACAACCAUACCAAAGAAAUCAUCUCUGGUCAGAUCCUCAAAGCUACCUUCAGGCAGAAGAACUUUGCCCGAGGCAUCGAGCAGCAGCUCCCAGAUGGCAUGGUGGUGGCAUCAGUGCCAACCGACGUGCAGUGCCACGAAGAGCUGUCAGACCCAGUCCCUGAUCCAGACUAUCUCACAGGAAUGGUGAACUACAGUGAGGUCUCUGGGUACCCACUCAUCCAGCAUUGGAGGCUGAGGUCUGUCCUGUACCAUGUCAAACUGAACCAGUGGGUUCUCUCUCAAGCUUUCAGCUCUGCCAUCCACUCCCUGGAUGGUGCCACCCUCCGCCAUGAUUUUGUCUCCAUCCUCAGGGAGUUUGGUAAUCACUUUGUACAAGAGGCUGUGUAUGGCUUCGAGGAGGCCUGCACUAUCUGGUACCCCAACAAGCAGGUCCAGAGACAGCUGUGGCUGGAGUACCAGGACAUCAGCAAAGGGAAUUCCCCAUCAGAAGAGUCAGAGGAGCGCGACAAGGAGCCCCGGACCCUGACCUACCCAGCGUACAUCGCCAGCCUGCUGGACUCUGGUGCCAAGCGCAUGGCGGCGGGGGUUCGCAUGGACUGCAGCAGCCAGGGCCAGUGUCCGUACUCCUGCCACCUCUGCCACAUGAGCCCUGGGCCUGGGCGUCCAGCCGAGCCUGUCCUGCUCCAGAUCACUAAGGCCACCCCGCUCUACGAGCUGGUCUCCAACAACCACACCUACCAGGCACUGCAGGAGGCCAUGAUGAGCAUGCUGUGGUGUUCUGGGAAAGGUGACGUAAUCGAUGACUGGUGCCGUUGUGACUCAAGUGCAUUCGGGACGGAUGGACUGCCAACAUGUGCCCCUCUCCCUCAGCCUAGGCUCAGGUUGUCUCACUCCUAUGAGCCCAGCAGUUCAUUGGUCAUCGUGGAAUGGAAUCACACUGAGCCACCAAUCGGGGUGCGGAUCGUGGAUUACCUCAUUAGCCAGGAGAAAGUGACAGAGAGGACAGACCACUCCAAAAUGGAGACAGAGACAAUGUUGAGCUUUGUGGAUGAUAUCCUGUCUGGGGCCAAGUCUCCGUGUGUGAUGCUUGGGGAUAUCCCUGACCUCCUGACCUCCUCCGUCAGCAUGAUCAUUCGCUGCCUGGAGCCAGACACCACUUACAUGUUUAGGCUCUGGGCAGUGGACAACACAGGCCGUCGCUCCAGCCCAAGUGAGGUCACCAUCAAGACCCCCUGCCCUGCUGUGGAUGAUGUCAAAGCACAAGAGAUUGCAGACAAGAUCUACAACCUGUUCAAUGGUUACACAAGUGGCAAGGAGCAGCAGACGGCCUACAAUACGCUGAUGGAUCUGGGCUCUCCCACCCUGCACCGUGUGCUCUACCACUACAACCAGCGUUAUGAGAGCUUCGGAGAGUUCACCUGGAGAUGCGAGGAUGAACUGGGGCCUAGGAAAGCUGGUCUGAUUCUCUCCCAGCUGGAUGACCUGAGUGGCUGGUGCAGGGGUCUUCUCCAGGAGCCCAAGAUUGGCCUGCGCAGGAUGUCCCUCAAGUACCUGUCCUGCCGCUACACAGACACCAAGGCCUUUGGUCUCAACUGGGUGGACCUGGGUCAGGAUGUGCGAAAGGCCUGCGACGAACAGAACCUGCCAGUCAUGUACAAUGAUUAUGGGGAGCCCAAAGAACGUUGAACUUCACACAACAAAUAAUGGUUCUUGAGGAGUUGGAAGUGUGCUUUUGGGGUUAUCGUCAUGUCUGCUUUUCAAAUAUUGUAUGUUCUAACCCAUAUUUACAGUUAUAGGAACCUGAUUUCAAGGUAGGGUGUAUUUGAGAAGCAAAUAGGGUUUAUUUCAACAAUUACUAGAGCAAGGUAUAACAGUAAUGCUUUACUGCAUUUAGACAGCACUUUUCAUGACUUUUGGGAAAUUUGGAAGUUGCACCAACAAUCCCAUCCCCAAAAUGUAUAUAUUAUGAUGGCGAAGAUUCAGUUAUUUAACAUGUUGAAUGUAGUAUUCAAGUAUAAAUUCAUAUUUAAGCUGUUGUACAUGUAUGGAGAUAGGCAGUAUAUGAAUUUGUGGUAAAUUUCAGAAGUUUGGGAGUUCAUGUACAGUUUGACUUGGUUUUAGUCUCUAAGGGCUCUAUUGAAUCCGCAUUGCGGAAGUACAGCUUUACAGAGUGAUUGUAAUUUAAAGGCGUUGUUCCUGCUUUAGCGUAGACUGCAUUCAUGGUAAACACUGCAUAUUGGAAAUUAUCUUUACAUUCUAUUGCGUAAUGCUUCAGCUUUACAGACUGAUAGAGCCUUAAAUGUUUAAAGUUGCCAAACCCAAAUGACAGUAUUUGCUACAUCAAUAAAUUCCUAAUUAUUCUGAAAUCAAAUGGCUAUCUUUGAAUCAGUAUUUCUAUUACAAAAUGAAAGAUAACAGAAAAUCAAUGUUUUAUAUUGUUUAUCUGUAGUAUGUUUAUAGAUCUAAUCCUGUCAUACUGUAUGUGUCUUAAGAAUAUACAUGUGCAACAGGUGUUGUUGAUACUGUAAAAACACAAACUCAACUAACAUGCCAGUGUUUGAUACUUUUCUUUUAUUAGAAUAAUUGUUCAUACAUUUACUACAAUAGCAUUUCAAAGCAGCACACACUUGCAAUUAAUAUCAACCAAAUACUGACUGUUUUCUUGAAUACAUUUUUUGGGGCUCCUAACACAUUCCUUAAUGCAGUAGUUGUCCCCAUAACAUAGACUUGAAAACCAAUGCUUGUAGAUAUUUUCAUAGGUUCACCAGUGCAUUAAAUAACAGCACAGAACAGUGGUUUGCUUCUGUAAAUAUUGUAUUACACAUGAUUUGUAUUAUAACAUUGAUAACAGUGGACAUCAGCUGUAAGGAUAUCUUGCAUUAUGAGAAAGCCAUUGGUAUGUUUCUUUUUGUGCAAUUUGCACGAGAGGUGUGAGCAUUCAUUAUGUAUAGUUGUUAUAUGUAUAUUCAUUUUGGAGAGGUUUGUUUAUUCAAUACAAUGAAGUGGAUUAGAAAAAAUGGACAGAUUAAAAUGCUUAACAAAAUUAAUUAUCCAUCAGAAGUGAUUCAGAAUUGUUACCAUACACAACAUAAGCUGAUGAAAACAACAAAAAUCUGCAUGUUAGAUAUAGUAGUUUAUGUGGAUAAUCUAAUGUUCCCUUUUUAACUUUGAUCUUUGCUAUUUCAAAAAAUAAUAAAGAAUAUAUUAUCAAAUGUGGAUUGUUGGACAUUCUGGAAAAAAAGUUACCUUAUCAGUCACCACUUCUAGGCCUUGUUCCUUUUUAGUCAGUUAACUCAAGUCAAUGUAAAACUGAUGGGAAUGUUUCUCAUGGAUUGUAGAGCCUCACACAUGAUGGUAUAAACAACAUUACAAUGCCUAAAGACAUGUAAAUGCAACAUGUAAAGUGUUGGUCCCAUGUUUCAUGAGCUGAAAUAAAAGAUCCCAGAAAUGAUCCA